UUCAGUAUACCGCGGAAAAUCAGACUCAUCCAUAAGACUGCGAUCUCAUAUUCCCAUAUUACCACUCCGUGUAGUGUAUACCCAUAAGUUACAACCUAUUAUCCCGAUUCCCGAUGUGCAAUGAUAACAGAGUGCUCGUGUUUGUGCGUGCGCACUGUGACCGAUACCGAGCGACGGACUACACAACUUCCUAUACAAAUACAAUGCACCGUGUUGUUGAUAACGAUAGCAUAGACCAUUCGAGAGGACGGCGAAGACGUUCAAUUCGAGAAAUUCGUUUAUUAAGGAAAGCGUCUUAAAUCUCUUUUGAUUGGGCAACCGUUCCGCUGUCGCGCGUCUUACUGCUCACACAGCCUCGUACGCUUGUGAUCUACAUUCUACACAGAUCUAAUUUCACCUUUUUCGAGCAUACCUAAUUGGAACGACUGCAAACUUACAUAGUCCGCUGUCUGGCAAUUGUUCGUCUGUUAGUCUACGGCCUCAUCUCGUGCAGCCAGUCCCCAAAAGAAAUGCGGGUUCAUGUUUGGCCGUCGUGCGACGUAGAUUUUGCCUGUCUUGUAAAUCGUUAAAACGAUGUUCGGCCCCAGAAACGAUAUGUUACCGCUGAACGGAGCACAGAGUGACAAUGUCCAGUUACAAACAAACGUCGAAAUGAAAAUAAUAAACGAUUAUGUAGAAGUUAUCAGCUCUUCUGAUGCCGAACAAAUUAUUGAAUGUGAAAUUAUAACUGAAGGAGAGUUUGAAAACAAUACAUUCACAAAUUUAGAAAAUAAUUUACCAAAUGAUACAUAUAAUGAUAAUCAAGACUCUAUUUCAAGAUGCAAAAUGUCUACAGAAGAUUUAUCAACAACAAGUAUUAAAAAUCAAAUAUUAUCCGAUAGCAAGUUGGAAAACAAAAAAUCAACAUACUUUGAAAUAAAUUUACCAAAUAAUCCAUGCAAUGAUAAUCAAGAUUCUAUUUCAAUAUGUGAAAUAUCUAUAAAAGGUUUAUCAUCAUCAAGUGAUACAAAUUAUAUAUCCAAAGUAGAAAAUGAAAAUCCAAGUAUAGAUCAUUUAAUUAAAUCUGAAAUUGAUGACAUAUACGAAAAAAAUAAAAAACGUAUAGAAGCAGAAAUAAGAUUGGAUGAUGCAUUCAGAGAAUGUUUAAUUGAAAUUAAUAGUGACUUGUCUAUUGAUGAUAAGGAUAUUUUUAAUAAUAAAUUUAAACAAUUAAAUGAAAAUGAUUCAUCAACAAAAACCAAUCAUAAAAGAAAAAAAUUACUUUCAGACGAAUUUGAUACUGAUGCUGAUACUGAUAGUGAUACUAAUAGUAAUUGUAGCUGUGGCAUUCAUAAAGAACACUCCUAUUUUGAAAAAACUAAUAAAAAACGAAUAGUUGAUAAAAUAAUUAACCAUUCAAAUGCCAUUUCAGAACAGUCUUCAAAAUUUUGUCAAGAAAUUGACAUUGAUAUUGGUAAUCAUAAUAUUUUUUUUAAUCAAUCUUCUAAAAUAGAAAAUUUUAAAAAGACUUAUAAGAGAUUUUUACAAAAAAGUAUUUGUCUUAAUUUACCAUCAAGAAUUGAUAAAUGUAUUGAAUGUCGUGUUCACCAAAUGAAAGAUAAUUUGACAAAACGUGAUUAUGAUACCAUUACUUGUAGGUUUUAUGCAUUCCGUCAAUUAAGAUAUAAAAAAUCUGGAAAAUUAGUUGUGGCUGGAUAUCCAGAUCCUUAUAAACACCUUGAUAUCAUUGAUGUAGGAUUGUGGUUACCUGGUAAGCAUUCAUCUGCUCCAAGUGAUUUUAUUAUUAAAGCGUCUAUAAAAAUUUUAAAAGAUACAGGAGGCCAGUUUUGCAUGAUAGUUCGGGAUGAAAUAGAAGCUUUAAAAUUGAAUUUGCCAAGUAAUGGGAAAACACGUAAAAUAGUAUGGAAAAAAUGUGUAAAUGGAGUUAGAGAAAUGUGUGAUGUUUGUAAAACUACAAUAUUCAACCACCAUUGGUCUUGUGGUAAAUGUGGAUUUGUAGUCUGUAUUGAUUGCUUUAAGGUUAAACUUAAAGGUACUCAAGUGACUGAAAAACAACAUUUUAUUCAAAGAAAUAUCAAUAAAAAAAUUUGGUUACUUUGUUCAAACCAGGAAGAGCACCGGGUUGAAAAUCUUUCUAUUACCCAAAUACUGGCUGGCAAUGCUUUAAAAUAUAUUUCAAACCUCAUGCACAAUACAUGUUAUGAUCGUAACAUACCUUUAAGUUGUAGUUGCAAUGAAAAAUUAAAAAAAGUUUUUCCACCUAAUUAUCCUGAUCCUGUUUUUGACAAGGUUCUUAAUAAUAUCUACGGAAGAAGUAAUUCUGACGAUACAGAUAAUGAAGAAGAAAAUUCAAAAUUGCAAGCUAUACUAAAAAAACAAUAUGUUAAGUUUUGCAAUUUAUUAAAAGUAUUUGAAGAAGUUAAAUCUGACAAACUUUGUACCAGUAUUUCUAGAGAAAAUAUUGAAGAUACAAAUUAUGCAGCUGAACAUAUCAUAAAAAAAGAAUGGCUUACACCCAAAUUAUCAUUGCUGUCAGAUGAUAAAACUCUUGCACCUCAUAUGUGGUUGUGUGAAGGACAUUUGUUACGUUUAUUAGAUCCAAAAAGUGAUAUUAACUAUACAAUUUUUCAGGACCAAUGGAAACGUGGACAACCCGUAUUAGUGAGUGAUGUUGGCAAUAAAUUAAACUCUUCACUAUGGCAUCCAGAGUCAUUUUCUCAAGAUUUUGGCAAUCAAAUUAAUGACCUGAUUAACUGUACCACUGGUAAUGUGAUUUCAGACCAACCGAUGAGCAAAUUUUGGAAUGGGUUUGAAAAUGCUGAGGAAAGGUUGUGUGAUAAACAGGGCAAUGUAAUGUUACUUAAACUUAAAGACUGGCCACCAUCGGCAGAUUUUGCAGAAACAUUGCCAGAUAGAUUUCAAGAUUUGAUGAAUUGCCUACCACUAAAAGAGUACACACACCGUAACGGUAAAUACAAUUUAGCUUCUCGCUUGCCAGAAUGUUUCGUUCGACCAGAUUUGGGGCCAAAAAUGUAUACAGCUUAUGGUAAUGCAGGUACAAAGCACAAACAAGUAGGCACCACAAAUCUUCAUUUGGAUAUAUCAGAUGCUGUUAAUGUUAUGGUUUAUGUUGCGAUUACUAAGAACUGCAAAGAAUAUGAUUAUGAUUGGCAUGUGAGGGAAGCUUUACAAGUAAUUAAAGAAGCUGGUUGUGAUGAUUUGACAUUGAGACGAAUUUACGUGGAUGGAGAAAUUCCUGGUGCUCUGUGGCAUAUUUACCAUGCAUCAGAUGCUGACUCGAUUAGAGAUUUAUUAAUCAAAGUUGCAGUUGAACACGGAACACCUCUAGAACAAUUCAGUGAUCCAAUACACGAUCAAUCUCACUAUCUGGAUGAGUACCUUAGGGAGCGCUUGUAUAAAGAAUAUGGAGUCAAAGGAUAUGCAAUCGUUCAAUAUUAUGGUGAUGCAGUGUUUAUUCCAGCAGGAGCCCCUCAUCAGGUCAGAAAUUUACAUAAUUGUAUUAAAGUAGCGGAAGAUUUUGUAUCGCCAGAAAACGUCCAUCAUUCGUUUCGAAUGACACAAGAAUUUCGGAAUCUAACUGACAGUCAUACUAAUCAUGAGGACAAGUUACAGAUCAAAAAUAUUGUGUUUCACGCAGUCAAAGACUCAGUUUCAAUAUUGCAACAUAACUCACAUAAACUAUAAGUAAUAUACAAAGGUAUAGAGAUUUUUGAAUGUUAACAAUAUAUACAAUUUUGUAUAAAAUAUUAACAAAAUUAAAAUAAUUGUUACAUCCACUAAAUUUUUUUAUAAUUUUUUUUUUUACAUUUUAAUUGAAAAUGGAAAAUUACCAUAAGUUGCCAUCUCAUUUUUAGUCAUUUUUUCUUUUUAAGUUUUAAUUAU
Messenger RNA from Melanaphis sacchari, 3903 nucleotides. Its product is annotated as lysine-specific demethylase 3A-like. Bases 574 to 3705 code for a protein of 1043 amino acids. Gene Ontology annotation, biological process: regulation of transcription by RNA polymerase II. Gene Ontology annotation, molecular function: chromatin DNA binding; histone H3K9 demethylase activity; transcription coregulator activity. The record is from RefSeq and is a predicted model, not a curated record. The transcript is spliced from 6 exons. Gene Ontology annotation, cellular component: histone deacetylase complex; chromatin. NCBI's taxonomy places the organism in Eukaryota, Metazoa, Arthropoda, Insecta, Hemiptera, Aphididae.